This is a messenger RNA of Canis lupus familiaris (dog), 1205 nucleotides long. RefSeq names its product NudC domain containing 2 (gene NUDCD2). Lineage: Eukaryota; Metazoa; Chordata; Mammalia; Carnivora; Canidae. The transcript is spliced from 4 exons. Gene Ontology annotation, biological process: protein folding. The record is from RefSeq and is a predicted model, not a curated record. Gene Ontology annotation, cellular component: cytoplasm. Bases 218 to 796 code for a protein of 192 amino acids.
GCAUUUCACGUCUGAGAAGUUGGCAGGCCCGCUUCUGGCGUCAUAAAGGCGGCAGGGCAGUGAGUUCUAGUUUCGCUAGUUCCAACUUUCUCCCACCGUCCCUUGGGUGUCAGCUUCCCCGGAUUUCGGUUCUUUCAACCUGGGCACUGCCAGCGUCGUAAACGGCCACUGGAAAGGAGAAAGGAGCUCGCGGAGACCUCGGCUGACGUCCCUGCGCAUGUGCAGUGACCUGAGCGGAGAGUCGGGGCGUGGCCUGAGCGCGGGGAGCUCGCGCGUGCGCUCGUCUCGCUCCGUGCGGCUGCAGCUGGAAGGCUCCCGGAGUAUGUCGGCCCCGUUUGAGGAGCGCAGUGGGGUGGUUCCGUGCGGGACGCCGUGGGGCCAGUGGUACCAGACCUUGGAGGAGGUGUUUAUUGAAGUUCAGGUGCCGCCUGGCACUCGCGCCCAGGACAUCCAGUGCGGCCUGCAGAGCCGGCAUGUGGCGCUGGCCGUGGGUGGUCGCGAGAUCCUCAAGGGCAAGCUCUUUGAUUCUACAAUAGCUGAUGAGGGAACAUGGACUUUGGAGGACAGAAAAAUGGUCCGUAUUGUUCUUACAAAGACAAAGAGAGAUGCAGCAAAUUGCUGGACUUCUCUUCUAGAAUCUGAAUAUGCAGCUGAUCCUUGGGUGCAAGACCAAAUGCAGAGGAAACUUACAUUAGAGAGAUUCCAGAAAGAAAAUCCUGGCUUUGACUUCAGUGGAGCAGAAAUCUCAGGAAACUAUACUAAAGGUGGACCAGAUUUCUCAAAUCUUGAGAAAUAACCACUACGGUUUUGCUUCAUUCUGUGGAUCCUAGCAGAUGUUGUGAACUUAAAGGAACAGUUAUGGGGUAGAAGGAGAAUGUGGAUACCUGCAGUUAACAAAUUGCAAAAUACAUUAACUAUGGUUCUUAAAAAUUGCAUUCAAAUACCAUUUUACAUAGGAAACAUCUUAAAUACUGUGGAAACUAUUCUACUGAUGUAUAGCAACUUUUCUUUGGACUUGUUUUUUUGCUCAGCAUGAGGUUUUAUAUGCUGCAUUUUACUAAUUUCAUAUUUAACCUGUAUUUUUAAUACAAAAAAACAUUAGGGUAUAGAUCAUGUGAAAUGACUGGUGCCUUCAGGGACAAUUAAAUUUUCUUUCAAUAAGUGUAACGCAGGAAUAAUGUUCAAUAAAUUUUUCUAAAUAGGAA